CCUCCAUGCUAGCAUAAAAGACUAACUUCCGGUUACUUCCGGUUAGUCUUUUUCACAACAAACUACAACUUUUGCUAAACUAGACUAGUUUAGCAAAAGCAAAACUAGAGUAUCACUCAAAGCAACACGUAUACCAUUUAAGUUAACCCGCACAGGAACACAAUAGUCACAUAAUAACGUUAUUGUGAACAAUGGGUUGUUUGGAUGUGAUUAUGUGUUUAGAAAAACGACUACCGCCAGUAACUUCCUGUUAUCACCGGCUAGUUUUUCACAACAAAGUGCUGAUUUUGAUAUUUUUCUAAUUUACCUAAACCAGAGCGUCACUCAACGCAUCGCCUGUGUCAUUUAAGUUCCCUAAAAUUAUGAAGUAUUUGCCAUAUAACAAAAUGCAAUAAAUAAUGGACUUAUUUCUUGUUUGAAUGCGAUGUGUUGGCACGAGGCAACACGGAAGUCUAUGCUAACAUGACGACUACAGUGUGAAUGUGACAGGCUUGGCUCCUCUAUCACCUUCACCUUCCACAGCAAGACACUUAUCAGCUCAUGAACGUCAUGUUUCCAUCAAUGAACCACAGCUCCUCAGUGACGGCAGUGCUCAUGCAGCCUCCAGAGGCAAGAUUCAAUUCUCUUGACCACGCGAGAAGCUGCUGUUAUUUUCGGACAGAAGGGCUUCCCCUCUCCGUGGACAUGACAGAUAUACAGGAUUAGAAGGUAAUCCUGCGUGCUCUCAUUGAGCAUGCGCAGAGUGAGGCGCGUCGAAGGCAAGCUCCGUCUGCAGUUGGGAACUCCUCGACAAAAUCUCAUCCUCUUCACACUUAGUGAUGAACUAAAGAAGGCCUGACGGUGACCUCUUCCUCCUAGAAGCCAUCGAGGCAAAAAAACAGACUUUCUUUUCCUCAGAUGCCCGACCGUCCAGCUCAUGGACAGGGAGAGUGGGCGUGACAUGUCCACGAGUGCAUCAAGAACAGGAUGUCCAAAUGUGAGCUGAUCGAACUGAAGGACCUCAGCGUGAAUGAUCCCAUCGAGCUGGUGGCCCCCGGGCCUCGCGGCGCUCCGAGUCGAGUCGGCCACUUCCACCUUGUCCGUCUUGUCGGGAACACCGUCCGUAUCGAGGCCCUGCCUACAGAGACGGGAAGCGGCCACGACUUCCAGCCCUACGGUCAUACUCACCUGAGCUGGUGUGACCUGUGUGGAGAAUUCAUCUGGGGUCUUUAUAAGCAGCCUCUACGCUGCGCCAAUUGCAGCUACACUUGUCACCACAGAUGUCGAGCGCUCAUCCAGCUGGACUGCAGCACAGACACAAGUUUUCCAGCAGAGCAGGUGGAUUUCUCUGUGGACUCCAUCGAGACGGACACCAACGUGGAUGAGCAGACUGACUGGCCCAAGCGGGAGUUAAGUGUUGGAGAAGUUCAUCAAAAGGUCCAAGAGUACAACGCUCAGAUCAACAGCAAUCUCUACAUGCUGCUGAACAAAGAUGGCUCCUACACCGGUUUCAUCAAAGUCCACUUUCAAUUAGUCCGUCCUGUCACCCUGCCGCCUCCUCAGGACCCAACACAGGAUGAGUACGAGCACAGCCGGCGGUUGCAACGGCGGACGUCCUUCUAUCUCCCCAAGGACUCUGCGAAGCACCUGCAUAUCAGCUCCUGCACACGAGUGCGAGAAGUCAUCCAGGCUUUGCUCAACAAGUUCACGGUGGUGGACAACCCUGCCAAGUUUGCUCUCUUUGAGCGCGCCGACAGACACAGUCAAAUGUACAUGCGGAAACUGAGUGACGAUGAGUGUCCCUUACGGCUGCGCUUGUGUGCGGGACCCAGUGAAAAAGGCCUGAGUCUGGUCCUCAAGGAGAAUGAAACUGGGGAAGUUAAUUGGGAUGCCUUCAGCUUUCCCGAGCUGUGCAACUUCCUGCGGAUCCUGCAGCGUGAGGAAGAGGAGCAUUUACGGCAAAUAGUGAAGCGCUAUGCUUAUGCUCGAGACCUGAUGUCGAGGGCCAUGGCCAGGAUUACUGCUCCUGCUUGACUUUGGGCAAAUCCACAAUAUAUACGGAACUCCAGUGUCAAAGGGAACGACUUGUUUUAAUAAAGUUUACCAGAGGUACUGGAUGUACAUUUAAUGUGAAUGUUUUUGUGACAGCAGUGCCAGUGUAAAUAAGUAAAUAACUGGAUUGAGAGUCAUCCUGCUUUGUUUAGGUUAUUUGUCGUGGUUUCACAAGCACACCAGUCAUAAAGAGUAGUUUUAUUUCAUCAAAUGUUUCAAUUAAAACAUGUUGGCACUUUAGUGGCGGUGACUGUGGAAAUGUGUUUGAUAAAUUGUGUUUAUAGUGUAAUCUAAUAAACUGAUGGUUUGAGGGGUUCAUGAGUGUCAUUUUAAAAAGUAAUGUAGAAAAAUGAAAAUAAUUAACACAUUAUAGAACGAAAAAAACUUGCAGUAUUUUCUUUUCACCCAAGACAAUUUAAUGUAAAAAAAAAAACAUGCAAGUUUGUUUU
Molecule: messenger RNA, 2480 nt
Organism: Entelurus aequoreus (snake pipefish)
Lineage: Eukaryota; Metazoa; Chordata; Actinopteri; Syngnathiformes; Syngnathidae
Product: ras association domain-containing protein 1-like
Exons: 9
Coding region: 967-2013 (348 amino acids)
Biological process (GO): Ras protein signal transduction
Cellular component (GO): microtubule cytoskeleton; nucleus
Source: RefSeq, a predicted model, not a curated record